AUGAGUAUGAACGGAGCAGAAUCCAACAACAAAACAACGAUCUACGUAAGCGAUCUCCCACUCGAGACAACACAAGAUUUUAUUCACCAGAUUUUCAGAGAUUACGGAAACAUCACUCAGUGCGAAUUAAAGCCACGUAAACCAGGAGCUAAAUCAAUCGGUGCUUUUGUUACGUUCGAAAACCAUGAGCAGGCUAGCAAGGCAAUUGAAGAAUGCAACUACAUGCGCAUCAACGACAGCGUCCUUCGUAUUCAAUGGCAGAUGAUUAACCCAUACCUCCAUGACAAUCAAUCCAAUCUUGUCAUCAAGGAUCUUCCGCCAAAGGUCGAGGAAGCCAGCCUUAAUCAACACUUCCGCAAGUACGGCGAGGUCCUCUCAUGCAGAAUCAUCAAGAAGUUCAAUGGCAAGAAUAUCGGCUAUGUUCAAUUUGCCAGAGUCGAAGAUGCCAAUCGUGCUCUUGAUGACCUCCAAAAUGCUUUGAUUGAAGGUCAACCAAUCUAUGUCGACAAGUUCAUUCCACAUGAAGACCGCGCCGACAUUCCUGUUCAGCUCCCACACCAGGCCAUCCACAUUAGCCAUCAGGAUGCAAGCUUCUUAACAGAUGAUAAGAUCAAACAGACAUUCUCUAAGUUCGGCUCAAUCUUAGAAGUAUUCAACAUCGAAAACUAUGUUAUCGCAUACUUCGCUGAUACAGCUGGCCCAGCCAAGAUCAUUCAGGAUGGAGAGAUCACACAGAAGGGCUACACAGUUUCUGUUCGCGUUCCAAACCAUAUCACAAUGAGAGUCCGCCAGAUCAUCGACUCCCGUUGCGUCUUCCUUGCUGACCUUACAACAACAAAUAACCAGGCCAUCAGAGACCAUCUUUCAAAGGCCGGCAAGCUUGUUACAUUCGAAAUCCAGGAGAAGUCCCCAUCACAGCUUCUCGCUUCAGCUCAGUACGAAUCCGAGGAGACAAGAACAAAGGCCAUCGAAACUCUCGAUAGAACAACAUUCGAAGGCCAAGAGACACCAAUCCGUGUUCUCCCAUACAAGGCUCGUUCUCUUGCUCGCCAGCAGCCAACAGCAGGCCUCUUAAUGCUUGAUGAGAUCGAAUAUAACACAACAUACCUUGAUCUCCGCAAGAAGUACUCUCAAUACGGUGAAGUCAUCACAGUUUCCAUCUGCCCAACCCCACAGGCAACACUUGUUGGCUUCGUCCUCUUCAUGAAGUACGAAGAUGCACAGAAGGCAAAGGCAGAGUCCAAGAACGCAUUCCUCUUCCCACCAGUUGUCAGCUCCCAGGUUUUGAACUGCUUCUACUCAGCACCAAAGGCCAAGAACAACCUUCUCUUCGCAUUCAACCUUCCAGCCGACAAAACACAGGAAGCCAUCCUCACCCAGUUCACACAGAUCGGCGGCUCCCUCAACUUCAUCAAGACAGUCCAGACAGAAACAGGUCGCCACGCUUUGAUUCAGUAUCGCGAUGACGCCGGCCUUAUUCCAGCCAUCAAGUACCUUAAGGAGAAGAAUAUCAACUACCAGAUCUACACAAUGAACACACUCUUCAAGUCAUCAAUCAUGCUCUACAAGGUUGAAAUGCCAAAUGAUUACAACGGCAGAUUCCUCUUCUUCAACAACCUCCCAGAGAACUACUCUUCUGGCCAGAUCUACAAUAUCCUCACAGAAAAGGGUUUCGCUGUCGAAGCAGUCAACAUGGCUUAUAACUUCGAAACAUUCGAAGCAUGCACACGCGCUUCAGUUCUUUUCAAGACAGUUGAGUCAGCUUAUAGCUGCUUCUCCAACUAUACAGUUCUUACAGAAUUCCCAGAAAUUACAGUCCAGGCAUUUACAAACUCCGCCUUAUCUUCUCAGCAACCAAUCGCUCAGGCAGUUCCUCAGGUCCAGCCAAUGAGAAGACAGGAAAUCAAGAGACCACGCCAAUACCUCACAGAUAAGACAAAGGAGAGAACAGAUAUCUCCGAUGAGCUUAAGAAUAAGAUCUUAGAGAAGAUUCCAAAGCUUUCUAUCAUCCAGGUUAAUGAAUUCUCACACGACGAGAACAAGUGGAAUGAAUACAUUAAGACUAUUUAG
Trichomonas vaginalis G3 is the source of this 2070-nucleotide messenger RNA. RefSeq names its product RNA binding. The record is from RefSeq and is a predicted model, not a curated record. Gene Ontology annotation, cellular component: ribonucleoprotein complex; nucleus; cytosol. The transcript has a single exon. Gene Ontology annotation, molecular function: poly(A) binding; poly(U) RNA binding; mRNA 3'-UTR binding. Lineage: Eukaryota; Parabasalia; Trichomonadida; Trichomonadidae. The coding region runs from base 1 to 2070 and encodes 689 amino acids.